Molecule: messenger RNA, 932 nt
Organism: Contarinia nasturtii (swede midge)
Lineage: Eukaryota; Metazoa; Arthropoda; Insecta; Diptera; Cecidomyiidae
Exons: 3
Coding region: 48-806 (252 amino acids)
Source: RefSeq, a predicted model, not a curated record
UCAUCGUUCAGUCUUUGUUCAGUGGUCGUUUGAACAAAUUAAAAGAAAUGAGUUUCAGUGGAAAAGUAGUUCUUAUAACCGGUGCAAGUUCAGGAAUCGGUGCGGAUGCAGCUCGUCAUUUGGCAAGCAAAGGUGCAAGUGUAUCAAUCGUUGGCAGAAAUGAGAAGCGAUUAAAUGCAGUCGCUGAAGAAAUUAUCAAAGCUGGUCAUCCAACGCCACUUGCGAUCGUAGCCGAUGUGACCAAAGAUGUUGAACGGAUUGUUGACGAAACAAUAAAGAAAUUUGGGAAAUUGGACGUUUUGGUGAAUAAUGCCGGAAUAGUUGCACAAGAUAAUGUUGUUGACAUUGAAUUAUCUGGAUUUGAUCGAAUUUUCAAUACAAAUCUAAAAAGUGUCAUAAUGUUGUCAAAAUUGUGCGUCCCACAUCUUGAAAAGACAAGAGGAAAUAUCGUCAAUGUGUCAAGUGUUGCGGGUCUGAAAUGUAUCCAGAAUGUUUUAUCUUACAGCAUGUCAAAGGCAGCUUUGGAUCAGUUCACCAAGUGUUCCGCCCUUGAUCUUGCACCAAAACAUAUCCGUGUCAAUUCGAUCAACCCGGCCGCUAUCGAGACGCCCAUAUUUCAAGUAGGAGAUUUGUCCAAGGAACUAAUCGAUCGAGUGCGUGAUGAUUGCAUAUCAAAAUAUCCAGUAAAACGAAUUGGCGAUGUAUCGGACACCAGUUCGGCAAUCGCUUAUCUUGCUGAUGAAAAUGCCGCUUCAUUUUUAACAGGCAUUUUACUAACAAUUGAUGGUGGAUACAUGCUAGUGUAAUCAACACGAACGUAAAGUACGAACUUAAGGCAAACAUUAUAUAAUAUAGCCGACACCCACUUAAUUCCAAUUUUUGCGUUCAAAAAUUGACGAUGGAUAAUAUAAUAAAUGACACCUAGCACCAUA